Gordionus sp. m RMFG-2023 is the source of this 4905-nucleotide messenger RNA. Its product is annotated as neurogenic locus notch homolog protein 1-like. Lineage: Eukaryota; Metazoa; Nematomorpha; Gordioida; Chordodea; Parachordodidae. Bases 2 to 4660 code for a protein of 1552 amino acids. The transcript has 20 exons. The record is from RefSeq and is a predicted model, not a curated record.
CAUGUUUGCUCAAUUUUUACGUCAUUUCUAUCUUUUGUAUUCCAUAUUCCUAUUCAUAAAGAUAUUGAGAAUUACCAAUGCGAUGGAAAGGAGGACUCCAAAUUUUAAUAAUAACGGAGAGUCAGACGAUUACCUAGUGUACAAAGUGAAUCUAAAUGUGUUACGAGAAGGUAAUAAGCCUUUAAAGUAUAACCAAGAAUUUCUAAAUCAGAAUAGUGCUACAUUUCUUAGGAUAGCAGACAAAGCUGAAAAGGGGCUUAAUUCAAUCUUUUGUCGAGAUACUUUUUCUUGCAAUCCAUUAUAUGUUGGCAGUCAACUUUCCGGAUUCGAACCUUCGCUAUCUGGUGAAAGAAACGUUCAAAUAGUUAUAUCCUUAUAUUGGAGGCCUCAGUAUCAGGGAGGCGUUUACAUCAUGACCAAAGCCAUCUACGAUUCAUUAGCAUCCAAUAAUGGUUAUUUGGGAACAACGGAUCUGUUCGUAGGACCUAUCGAAAGCAUAAGCAAAUCUUACACAUAUACUUUGCCUAUAAUGACGGUGAACGGAAGACAGGUUACUUACAACAAAGAUCACGAAGAUCCCAAUAGCAGAGCCUAUAUUUCGAUAGCGGAACCCUUUACCAAUUCGAUGGAUUCUUUGUUUAGAAGUUCUCAAAAUUUUGUUGAUUUGUAUAUUGCUUGCAAUGUUAAAGAUUUGGAUCCAAUCCCAAUUGUCAGGAAUGGAAUUAUGGUAACGUACACGAUUUACCUUCUCCAAAAUUAUACCCAAGGUCCUAAUGAGAUAACAAAUUUCAUUAAAGAAGGUUUUACUAGUCAAGACAAUAAUUGUUUACCAGGUGGUACACUAUGCACUAUUCCUGUCAAUACAGAACAUGACCUAAUCAUCAAUAUUGUCAGAAAAGGAUAUAAAAGAAUGACCUGCCCAUCAAAUUUUAGGCAGAAUAAUUCUCGCGACUAUACAUAUCUGGAAAACACAUUUGAAAGAGGGAUGAGGCAAAUUAUUAAUGCAUCUCCUAAUAUCAGACAACAUUUCGUAAAUUUAGAAAUGAUAGAUGUCAGUGAUUCAUUACCUUUGGGGUGUCUGUUUCGCUAUCGAAUUACAUUAAAACCGGUAUAUAAAAGGGAUAGUCAAAGCCUUGAUUCCGAGAUAUCUAGCACCAUCAAUAAUUGGGGAAGAAAUUGUUUGGGCAGCACAAAUUUAUGCGUUAAUAAGAUACCAGGAGAAUGUUCGCUUGGACAGCUGGACUCUUGUGGGGAUUCUAAAAACAACCAAAUAUGCGUUUUAGAUGAAAAUAGGAAUAACCAACGGACCAUAUGCAAAUGCAAACCUGGUUACAUUAAAACAUCACAAUUAGGACCUUGUUUUUACUCAACAUGUUCUCACAAGCCAAAUAACAGCGGCAAUAAUAAUAUAUUUCCCUCAAACGAUAUUGCUAGUACUACACAAUAUUGUGGUGGACGGCCAUUUGAAACUUGCACAUUCAACCCAAGAACUGUGAGAAUGGAAUGUGACUGCAUAAAAGGAUAUCGGCGUUCUAGAUCUCCAGAUGGACCUUGUGUUAGAGCUCAAUGUGAUUUAGGCUCAAAUUCUGGAUGUUUUGCAAAUCAGGAAUGUGCAUAUGGAACAAAUGGUAAUGCCCCUAACAUAGAAUGCCGAUGUAAAAAUAGUUUUAUUCAGCUUAAACAAGGAGGCCCUUGUGUUCCAAGAACAUGCGACCCCGAUACGAAUAUUGGAUGUGCGACCAAUGAAGUAUGUAAAUAUAAUCCAUUGGUAAACAAGCAACCAAUAUGUGAAUGUGAAAAUGGAUUUUAUAAAAUUACCUCUAAUCAGCUACCUGAUCUUAAUAGUAUUAGCAAUUUUAAAGGUAAUUCCUUAUGUAUUCGGGGGGCAUGUGAUCCAAUUAGAAAUACAGGCUGCCCUGGUUCAAAUGAAAUUUGUACAUUUAGUUCUCAAAAUCCAACUACCGGAAAUAAUAUCCUUAUAUAUUGCGCUUGUUCGUUCGGUUUCAUACGUACUCAUACGAAUCAACCCUGUCUACGGAACUUAUGUGACCCAAGGACUCAUAUAGGGUGUAAAAAUAACCAAUAUUGUUCGUUUAAUGAAGUUAGUCGUCAAUAUGAAUGCCAAUGUAAAGAAGGCUUUAGUUUUAAUUAUAAUAAAGAUGAUUGCUUAUUAGAGAUAUGUAAUGUUAGAACCAACUCAGGAUGUAAUGGACCGAAUGAAUAUUGUACAAAUGAUAAGAGUUCAGGCACAAGAUGUGUCUGCAAGUCCGGGUUUAUACGACACGUUAAAAGCAAUAAUUAUUGUGUCCCUUCUACCUGUUCGGAUGGGACUGGAUGUGGGGAAAAUGAAGAAUGUGUGUUUGUUAAUGAAAAUAAUCGUAAAAGAUUAGAAUGCCAAUGCAUAUUAGGCUACAUUCAAUCUCCUUCUCGUGUCUGUAUAAAGAUAGAAUGCGACGUGAAUAGCAAUCAAGGUUGUCGCCAAAAUGAAAUAUGCGCAGUACGAUCAAACUAUAACAAUAAUUUACCUUUUUGCGAGUGCAAAGCCCCACAAUUUUAUAAAAUCGGGGAUACAUGUGUUAAAGGAAGUUGUAGUCCCAUUGACAAUUCGGGUUGCAAAAGUAAUGAAAUAUGUAAGAUUGAUUACGAAACUAAGCAAGGUCAGAGUUCUAACCCUUACUGUACAUGCGCCAAAGGGUAUAUAAAAUCCCCUCUCAAUGCUAAAUCUAAAUCCACUGAGAGAGACAUAUGCGUAGCAUCGGAAUGCGACCCUUAUACUGUUGUAGGAGAUCAUGUGAAAAAUAGAUGGACACUUAGUGGGCAAUGUCAGCAAAAUGAACAAUGUACUUAUGUUGUUAAUAAAAUAGGCAAAGGUGGUCAAUAUAAAUGUCUUUGUCAAAAAGGAUUUAUCAGAAUUCCUGCUGAAACUGGUAUAUGUUACAGAGCGGAGUGUGAGCCAGCUACUAAUAAUGGAUGUAAUAAACCCGAAAUCUGUUCUCUCAUUGGAAAUAUUGUGAAAUGUAUAUGCCCAUAUAACUAUAGGAAACUAUCUUCGCAUCCAGAUGCUCCGUGUAUAUAUGCUGCUUGUGAUCCUAUUAUUAAUGAUGGUUGUUCAGUAAAUGAAAUAUGCAAGAUAUUUCUCAGUAACAAUGAAAUAAAAUGUGUCUGCUCAACCGGUUAUAUAAGGGAUACCACAGAUCAAAAUUGCAUUAGAGAAACAACUACACAUAUCUCGGCUGAGAUUAUAACUUAUUGUCGUAAGAUAGAUGAACAAUUAAUAAAUUGCGGUCCUUAUUCAGAAUGUAUAUUAAUAAAUGGUGUGCCUAUAUGCAGAUGCCUCCCAGGAUAUAUAAAAGAUAGCUCAGGCAAUUGUCGAAGUAAAUGGGAACCACCUAAACCUCUUACAACCUCUCCUCCUCAGACUACUAAACUGACGGAAAUAACAACUGAAAUUAGUAUUGAGACUUCUGUUGUCACAAAGGAACAUACCACUUUGGAUCAAAAAACAACUGCAGCAACUCUUCCACCAAUUAUAAUUAUAAUAACUACUAGCGUAGUUCCACCAAUAACUUGCGAAAACAUAUCUUGUGGUCCUAAUCAAAUCUGUAGAAUACUAAAUAAUAAUACUGCAUACAAAAAUUUUACAAAUUCUAUAUAUUGUGAUUGCCUUCCGGGAUUUAUUAGAACUCCAGAUGGAAAAUGCCUAAAUUCAUCCUACCCUGGAACGACUGAUGGAAUAAUAUUCCCUUGUAAUGACGAAUAUUGUAACCACCAUGGACAUUGUAGAUUGAACCCAGAUGGCACUAGGUAUUGUGAAUGCGAUAAAUGGUGGAUCGGAAAACAAUGCCAGCACAACGGAAAAUUAUUGGCUAUUUUAGCGCCAUUAUUACUGGGACUUUUACUUUUGUUAUGUUGUUGCUUAUUGCCUCUCUGUUGGUGUUUUGGAAGAAAACGAAAGAAACGUAUGGCUGAAAACAUAAAGAUUGCUAAUCAAGGUAUGGGCGAUUACGGGAAAAUAGCACCUUACGUUAUACCGCGUCCUAUGAUUUCACCAAUCCCAGCAAUGGAAAGAGAAACGAUGAGAGGGCGAGAAGUUUUAUCAGCGAAAGACGACAGGUUAUACAAGGUUGCUAAACCUGAAGAAACUACAGAAAUUACUGAAGAAACUACUACAGAGGAAUGGAAAAGAACUUACAAAAAACCAAAAGGCAGAAGAAGAUAUGAGGAACGAAGAUCCACUACCCCAAUAAUGACCUCAAAAAAAACUCGAACAGAAGAUAUAGAAGAAGAGGAGACGGCUGAAUACACGGACAAUCAUGGAAUUGAAACGGAUAAUGAAAAUAAUGUAUAUAUAGGAGUAGGAGGCAAAAGACAAUGGGUUAAAGGUUCCGGAGAGGGUGAGUCGACUAUCUAUCCAUCACAACGAAUAUCAAGCGAUUCAUAUCAAAUAAAUAAGAAAUAUGCACCAAGUCCAAGUCAAGACUUUUUAUCCACAUAUAAAACUGGCCGCAUUUACAACAAACGUAAUGAAAAUGAUAAUCCAAACAAUCUACAUUAUACAACGAGCAAUCGACAGUCGGAUCAUGCCGAUAAAGCACACACACAGUAUUCCGGCUUUGAUAAUGCAGGGUACACUAGGGCCAACGAUGAAUACUUAUCUUAAAAUAUUUUACGUUCUUAUAACCGAAUUUAUAAAUGUAAUAAAUUAAAAGUUUCUAAUCAUUAUGAUUGUGAUUUUUGUUAUGCAUCUGUAGUUAUAUAUAUUUUUGGAUUUUCUCAUGUGAAAAUGAAGAAGUUUUUUUGGUAAUUCCCCCCACAAAUAAUUUUUUUUAAAUCUAUAUAUUUCUUUGAAAAGAUCACCAAAUAAAUUUAAUUUCAUUUAUAAUUUCCUCAUCUAUAUCAUAAUGA